Molecule: messenger RNA, 810 nt
Organism: Zasmidium cellare ATCC 36951
Lineage: Eukaryota; Fungi; Ascomycota; Dothideomycetes; Mycosphaerellales; Mycosphaerellaceae
Exons: 3
Coding region: 1-810 (269 amino acids)
Cellular component (GO): intracellular anatomical structure
Molecular function (GO): oxidoreductase activity, acting on NAD(P)H, oxygen as acceptor
Source: RefSeq, a predicted model, not a curated record
AUGUUGCCGCAAGCAUCAUCUACCAAUGCCCGAUCGAAACCAGUACUGGACCGGUUCUCUCUUGAAGGCAAGAUCGCAGUCGUCACUGGCGGGGCGCGAGGCAUCGGGCUAAAUGUUUCCUAUGCUCUCGCUGAAGCCGGAGCAGACGUGGCUAUUGUCUAUUUCACGACAAAACAGGCCCCUGAUAAUGCGCAAGAAUGGGCGCGCGAGACCGGUCGGAGGGUGCAAGCCUACCAAGCAGACGUGCGACAUCGUGAAGCCAUCGGCACCACCCUCGACAAGAUCGCGGCAGAGUUUGGUAGCGGUCGUAUUGACAUUGUGGUGGCGAAUGCAGGCGUGUGUACGGCCAUGACCGCGUUGGAAUACACGGAAGAAACGUGGGCAAGAGACAAUCAAGUCAACUACGACGGCGCAUUCUGGAUGGCACAAGCAGCAGGGCGGGUAUUCAAGAGACAAGGUGGAGGGAGCCUGGUUAUUACGGCAUCUGUCAGCUCCAAGCUCGUUAACGUGCCUCAGCGACAGGCGGCGUACAAUGCUUCAAAAGCAGCCGUGGCACACCUUAGCAGGUGUCUGGCGGUCGAGUGGGCGGAUUUCGCAAGGGUCAACUCUAUCUCGCCCGGAUAUAUCCAGACUGAAAUGGUUACCAAACAGCCCGAGUCAUUAUUGGACAGCUGGCUUGCAAUGAUCCCAGCGAGACGACUAGCAAAUCCAGAUGAGCUAAAAGCGGCGUACAUGUUUCUGGCCAGUGAUGCAUGUCCUUACAUGACAGGUGCCGAGCUCUUCAUAGACGGCGGGUUUUCCUUGAACUAG